Molecule: messenger RNA, 975 nt
Organism: Stylonychia lemnae
Lineage: Eukaryota; Ciliophora; Spirotrichea; Sporadotrichida; Oxytrichidae
Source: the annotation of a GenBank genome assembly
AUGAAAAGUUCUAAAAAAUAAAUAGCUACUGCUAAUUUCAACGAGAAUGUCACACCCAUUAUUAAUAAUGAGAAGCCAAAGAAGUAUUUAUUUAUGAAUGAGACAUGUGAGAUUGGCAUUGACGAAGCUGGAAGAGGUCCAGUUCUUGGACCGAUGGUUUAUGGAUGCUGUUUUUGGCCUCUAGAUAAAAAAGAUUACUUCAAAAAGAAGUACGGCUUUACUGAUUCGAAACAAUUGAAUGAGGAAUAAAGGGAAAUGAUGUUCGAUCAGAUUAAAUCUUGUUAGUAUACUGAACUAGGAUAUUUUACUACUGUCUUGAAUGCAGAUCUCUUGUCAAAUCUCAUGCUUGCAGAAUCAAAAAGUGGAGGAAAGAAUCUAAAUACUAUUUCGCACAAUACUGCAAUCGAUCUCAUCAAUAAAGUCAAGGCGCUAGGUGUGAAUGUGACAAAGGUAAUAUUAGAUACAGUUGGACAGCCAGAGUCAUAUAAGAGACUUCUCUAAAGCAGACUCAACGAUAGCAGAAUUGAAAUUAUAGUUGAAUCAAAAGCUGAUCUCAAUCAUCCUGUUGUUUCUGCAUCAUCGAUUUGUGCAAAAGUAACUAGAGAUAGAGUAUUAGCAGAUUGGGUGUACUAAGAAUAGAAAAGAAUCGAUAAAGAUUAUGGGUGUGGAUAUCCCAGUGAUCCUAAAGCAAAAGAAUGGCUUAAAAGAAAUCUAGAUCCAGUCUUUGGAUUCCCUACCUUAGUGAGAUUUAGUUGGAAAACUUGCUACUCAAUCCUAGAAGACCAUAAAAUGGAGAUUAAUUGGAAAGAUGACCCUGAUGAAAAAGAUUAAAAAAAGCAAUAAAAACUUCAAUUCAAUUCCAAAAAGGAUGAUGGCCAUAGAAAUCAAGACUAAAAUUAGAUGAAAUCAUAGAAGCUCAGAGAUAAUAAUAAAUCGAUUAAAAACUUAGGAAUAAAAAGAGAGAUAUCUUUUUGA